GCGUCCCUCUUUUCCUCGUACUCCGACGUGUCAGUCCUCUUGUGUCCCGAGCUGAGUAGCAGACACACCGCUCAAUCCGAAGACAUGGCUCCCAAAGGCAGCAGCAAGCAGCAGUCAGAGGAAGAUCUUCUCCUCCAGGACUUCAGCAGAAACCUCUCAGCGAAGUCCACCGCUCUCUUUUACGGAAACGCACUCAUCGUCUCUGCCAUCCCCAUCUGGCUGUUUUGGAGGAUUUGGCACAUGGACCUUGUCCAGUCUGCAGUUCUGUAUGCUGUGAUGACUCUGGUCAGCACCUACCUGGUGGCCUUUGCCUACAAGAACGUCAAGUUUGUCCUCAAACACAAAGUUGCCCAGAAACGUGAGGAUGCCGUCUCCAAGGAGGUAACCAGGAAGUUGUCUGAGGCAGACAACCGUAAGAUGUCCCGCAAGGAGAAAGACGAGAGGAUCCUGUGGAAGAAGAAUGAGGUCGCCGACUACGAGGCCACCACCUUCUCCAUCUUCUACAACAACACUCUCUUCCUGGUGCUCGUCAUCAUCGCCUCCUUCUUCUUGCUCAGGAACUUCAACCCCUCUGUCAACUACAUUCUGUCCAUCAGUGCCUCCUCAGGACUCAUCGCUCUGCUGUCCACAGGCUCCAAGUAAAGGAGGAAGAAAAGGGGAAUCAAAUCAGGAGGGGUGGGUUUGGUUAGGAGGGGAGGAAGUGGGUUAAAGAUGGGUAUACACUUGUUUUUCACUUAAGUUAGGAACGGGGUUUGAAAGACCGAAAUAUCACAUUUGAACUUCAUGAAAUUCAUGAUCAAAUGUCUCUUCUGUUUUUUUGUAACAAAUAAAGCAACCAGGUAUACUUUUCCUCUCUGUUAA
This is a messenger RNA of Anarrhichthys ocellatus (wolf-eel), 861 nucleotides long. RefSeq names its product signal sequence receptor, gamma (gene ssr3). The record is from RefSeq and is a predicted model, not a curated record. Gene Ontology annotation, cellular component: membrane; endoplasmic reticulum. The transcript has 5 exons. The coding region runs from base 85 to 642 and encodes 185 amino acids. Lineage: Eukaryota; Metazoa; Chordata; Actinopteri; Perciformes; Anarhichadidae. Gene Ontology annotation, biological process: SRP-dependent cotranslational protein targeting to membrane.